Molecule: messenger RNA, 3548 nt
Organism: Sitodiplosis mosellana (orange wheat blossom midge)
Lineage: Eukaryota; Metazoa; Arthropoda; Insecta; Diptera; Cecidomyiidae
Gene: hb
Product: protein hunchback
Exons: 2
Coding region: 545-2404 (619 amino acids)
Biological process (GO): regulation of transcription by RNA polymerase II
Molecular function (GO): DNA-binding transcription factor activity; RNA polymerase II cis-regulatory region sequence-specific DNA binding
Source: RefSeq, a predicted model, not a curated record
ACAUUCACUCUGGACGGAAAACAGGGAUGGAAGUAUAGUCGGAGAGGGUCUCAACACACUCUAUCGUUGAAAAAACAUAGGAUGUCCGAACAAACUGAUUUUUAUAUGAUUUUUAAGAUGUUUUUGUGAGUGCGUUGAAAAAACAAAGUCAGUCUGUGUCGAUAAGGCAACGGGAUGACACAUAGUCAGCUCUGAUGCGAAAAAAUCUUAUUUUGUUUUUCAGUUGAUUUUUUGUGUUUCCGACGGUGAAAUUAUCGAAAUUAUUUUUUUGAAAUAAAAACCAAGCCAUCGAUUUUCGAACAUUUUCUAACAUCAUAGUGUUUUUGAAAAUUAUAUUGUGUGAACAUACAGUCAAUUAUUUCAACGCCAAAAUAAACUAACAUUUUCAUAGAAAGUACGGUUGUCUUCCUUUUCAUCUAACCGGAAUUUAGCUUCUAAGACGUAGUGUCUCAUCAAGCUACUUGAGAUUGUACAACACUUUCGAAUUUAAAGUUUUCGGCAAAUUGGUUAAUCGUAUUUGAAGCAGCAGUUCAUAAAACAAAUUAUGCAUAGCUGGGAUACAAUGCAACAAAGUACCAAUUACGAGCAAGGCUGGUGUGAAACCACGACAAGCGCAGGAAGCACCCACAUCAAAGCCGAGCCACAGGGCAACGAAGCAAGAUUUGAUCCCAUCGAUAUCAAAGCAAGCAACAACAACAACACAAUGAUGCUCAAUACAGCUGGUUCUCAGCGCAAUAGUGAAUCGAACCCAACGUCUCCGCAUAGUGUGGGAAGCGAUGAAUCAGUAGUCAAUCAUCCGAAUAUGUACUACAAUGAAACACUCCAUUCUCUAAUAAAUGGCAGUCAGUCACAGCGACCGUUGGGAUUUAAUCCAUUGACGCCACCUGGCUAUCCAAACGCCUGUUUGCGAUCAACGACUGAUGUAAAUAUGCAGGAAUCUAUGCUCCCUACAACGCCAUCGAGACGAUUUGCAAAAGUUGAACCUGUAUUCAAUUCAACUUCAUUAACCCCCAUUCACACACCACCAAUGGACCAAACGCCACCAAAAUCACCAAAGUUCCGCAGUGAUGUUUCCGAAAAGGAUGCCACCGACAUUGAAAACGGAUCCAUUUCCGGUGACGAUUCAAAGUCGUUCUAUAGCGAUUACAACCAAGAAAUCUCUCUACCAAAGGUAAACUCACAUGGCAAAGUUAAAACACAUAAAUGUAAACAUUGCGCAUACGUUGGUGUGACAAAGAAAGACUUCUGGGAACAUCAGCGUCAACACAUCAAACCCGAACGACAAAUCCAAUGCACCAAAUGUCCGUUUGUUACCGAAUUCAAACAUCACUUCGAAUACCAUGUGCGCAACCACGAUGGCGAUAAACCGUUCAAAUGCCCCGAAUGUACUUAUUCAUGCGUGAACAAAUCGAUGUUGAACUCUCAUCUCAAAUCACACUCUGAUGUUUACCAAUAUCGAUGCGAAAAUUGCAAUUACGCUACCAAAUAUGUUCAUUCGUUGAAAUUGCAUUUGCGUAAGUACGAUCAUCAUCCAGCUGUUCCGCUUGACCCAGAAGGCUGCCCAGAUACAGCACCAAUUAUCGAUGUGUAUGGAACACGACGUGGCCCGAAGAAACGUGCAGUUAAAACGCCUGGAAAACGAGAACAGAAGAAACAAAAUAAAUUGCAAAAGGUAAAAGAAGUCAGCCCGAAACUCGUUCCGCAAAUACAAUCAAAACAAUCGCAAGCCACACCACAAACACAACCACAACAACCUCCAGCACUUCCGAAUAUAGCAAUGUCGCUACCACCAUUCCUACCAAGUCACAUUGCAAACAUGUUGCCAUACUUGAAUUUGCAAAUGCUCGUGCAACAACAACAGGCUUUGGCCGCCGCACAACUAUCUCCAAAUCAAUUCCGCAAUGGAGCCGGACGUAGCUUUGAAAAUAUCGACUGUGAUGAGGACGAAGACGUGAACAUGAUCAAUGGCACAAUGAGUCGUUUGAAUGAUAUUCACAGUGAAUUGGAUAUCAACCAUCCAGAAUCGCCCACUUCAUCGGUACCGAAUAGUAAUUCAAGUUUGAACAACAGUCACAUGAGCAAAACCGUUGGCGAUGACGAUCAUCAUGUGCACCACAGUUCUCAAAACGACUGCCACGUAUCGAAAUCAGCCAACAAUUCGACCCCGGUACAAUACUCAGACCUAGACAAAUCACCGGAUAAUGGGACAACUGCAUCAUUAUCAAGCACACUGAAAAUGUUUGACUGCAAAUUUUGUGGAAUUUCAUUCCAAGACGCCGUUCUGCACACCAUUCAUAUGGGCUACCAUGGCUACAACGAUGUUUUCACGUGUAACAUGUGCGGUGAAAAGUGUUCGGAUCGCAUUUCAUUCAACUUACAUAUCGCCAAAAAACAGCAUUCAUAAGGGACGUGCGAGAAUAUUUGUAAGAUAUCAUAGCGUAUCAGGUUAUUGUUAAUCAAUAAUUGAACAUAUAGCUCGUCACGUGUACAAAAACUAAUUUAUUUGAAUCAAUCAAUAAGUAACUGGAGUCUUCUUUCGUGUCUCAUUCAAUCUACACAAGCAACAUACGAUUUUUUUCUUUCAAGAGAAAAGAUAAAACUAGUCGUUCAGUAUUUUAAUUUAUUUGUAUUUUAUUUAAAAUUCGGAUUUUCCUUUGCAUCGCAUGGAAGCAAUCAUUUUUUCAGGAAAUGUACAAGAACAGCUCCGUGAAGCGACAAGAUAGUUGAUGUAAAUUUGUAUAAAAUUACAGCAAAGCCCAAAAAUAGAAAUUGUAAGAGUUUUACCUUUAAUUUUGCAAGAGAAAUCUUGAGAUACCUAAGAGUUAUUUACUUUAUGAAAAAUAUUAUAAAAAGACGGUAAUUUCCAUUUUUUACUCUCUUUAAUUCAAUUUGAAUUGAAACCAAAUUGAAGUAGCAAUUAAAUACUGAUAAAUACCUCAUUAUGAGUAAUAAGAAAAAAAAUCAAAUAAGACGUCAAUAAUGGUUGUUUUCGCAACCAAUAGAGCACACUAAUCAAAAUAAAAACCGUUUUCUUCAAGAACAUACAAAUGAAGCAUAGAAUCUGAGGAUCUACCUCACAAAGAGUAUAUUUUUUAAGUCGAUUUUUUUCUGCCUGCAAAAUGGAAUGUAGGGAUGUUAUAAGAAAUAUCUGGAAAAAAAAUCAAUAAAAUAUAUGUGAAUUUGAUUUACAGCCACCCUCUCCAUUCGAACACAAUUGCCAUCAGAAUUGUUCGAAUGAAAUUCAUAAAUCACAAUUGAAUGGAUUUUUCUUUAACUUUGUUGAUUCAUUCAAAGAUUUUUUUUUCAUUCUGUGUUGCCCUGAUUUUGUAUUUGAAAACGUAGUCCGUAAGAUUAUGCAGCCAACCAAGUUCUGUAGUAAUAAACUAUUUAAAUUAUGAUUGAUAAGGAUAAGUGGCUGAAGUCAAAUGAACUAAAUAGACUAAAUAGUCGAAAAAAUAGACUUAAGUAUUUAGGUUUUAGAUUUUUGUUCCAAUUUCCAACGAACCACAUGAAAUAAAAGUAAAACGCGAACAUUACAUUUGAACAAA